Molecule: messenger RNA, 936 nt
Organism: Rhodofomes roseus
Lineage: Eukaryota; Fungi; Basidiomycota; Agaricomycetes; Polyporales; Fomitopsidaceae
Product: NAD-P-binding protein
Exons: 10
Coding region: 1-936 (311 amino acids)
Source: RefSeq, a predicted model, not a curated record
AUGGGCAACCAGCUCGCAGUUCUCUCGCAGGCCUUCCCGCCGAAGUCGACUUUCGCCCCGGCACAGAUGCCGGACUUGACGGGGCGCGUCGUGAUCGUCACAGGCGGAAAUGUGGGCAUUGGGAAGGAAACGAUCAAGGCGCUGCUCGAGCACAACGCAAAGGUCUACAUGGCGUCCAGAAGCAAGGAAAAGGUAGACGCUGCGAUCAAGGAGCUCGUGCAACAGACAGGCAAGGAAGCUAUAUUCCUCGAGCUCGACCUGAGCAGCCUUGCAUCUGUGCGGAGAGCCGCUGAGGAGUUCAUGAGCAAGGAGAAGGAACUGCACGUUCUCUUCAAUAACGCGGGUGUCAUGUGGCCUCCGCGUGAGCUGCUCACCGCAGACGGCUACGACCUACAAUUUGGCACGAAUGUCGUCGGUCAUUUCUUCUUCACGAAGCUCCUCAUCCCAGCACUCGUCGCGGGCAAGGAAACGUCUCCCGACCACCACGCGCGCAUCGUCACCACUUCCUCGGGUGCGGCAUACGGCUACACGCUCAACUUCGACGCGAUCAAGGACAGCCCGGCGCGACGGAGUAUGAUGACGAACACGCUGUACUCCCAGAGCAAAUUCGGUAACGUUGUCGUCGCGCGCGAGUUCGCGAAGCGGUACGCGGACCAAGGCAUCGUAUCUACUUCUUGUAACCCUGGCAAUAUCAAGACCGAACUACAGCGCUACGCCCCUACCGUCCUCCGUAAAGUCAUGAACCUCGUCCUCUAUGACGCCCCGUACGGCGCGCUCACUCAACUCUGGGCUGGCACCAUGCCGGAGACGCUCGAUUACAACGGCAAGUAUCUGAUCCCUUGGGCAAGAAUGGGACAGUGCAGGCGCGAAGCGUACGAUGAUGCGCUGGGCGAGAAGCUGUGGAAUUGGCUGGAGGAGCAGGUGAAGGAUAAGUGA